Lecanosticta acicola is the source of this 1890-nucleotide messenger RNA. NCBI's taxonomy places the organism in Eukaryota, Fungi, Ascomycota, Dothideomycetes, Mycosphaerellales, Mycosphaerellaceae. The record is from the annotation of a GenBank genome assembly.
AUGCUAGGUCCGAAGCUCAAGUCGUCGUUUUCCCGAAUCUCGAGUCUCGACAAUCUCAUCACGUAUCGUGAAGAGAAGGCGGAACGGAAACGAGCCUCUUCAACUCUGCAGUCUGCAAGCUCGGAAACAGACGAGCAAGAGCAACACCACCGACCUCCCACUGGCACCUCAGAGCUCAAGACCACCCGCAGUCCAGAUGGAUCCGAAGAAGAAGAAAAGCAGAUGCACAGCCGUCCGACGACAUCAGGAUACACCACCUCGCAACCCGCCACGCCGCCGCGUUCGCUCCACGACGAAGACGGCAAGGAGCAGCAACCCAAGAGCAGAUUUCGACACUUCGCGGCAGAGGUGGGCUUCUGUUUCACAAUUGCCAUGACGCAGUUCCUGGUCGAAUACAUGAUUUCCGGCUUUGCGAUCGAACUUCCCAAAAUCUUCCAACGCCAUGCAUCCGACGGAGUCGGUAGUAUGGGAAUGUUCUGGCCUGCUUCCUUGCUUUCCCUGAUCCUCAGUGCGACGCUGCUGAUCUUUGCGAGGGCUUCGGAUAUGUAUGGCGGUUACUUCCUGUUCAUGUUCGGAGGCAUUUGGCUCGGGAUAUGGUCCGUCGUGGCAGGUUUUGCAGGCCCAGGUGUGCUGCUGGAUGUUUCGAGGGCGAUGCAAGGAUUGGCGAUUGCGGCAUCGACGCCUUCUACAUUCGCAAUGGUGGGAAGUAUCUAUCCCGAAGGCCCGAGGAAGAAUAUCGUGCUGGGACUCUAUGCUGGUUGCGCGCCGCUGGGCUUCUUUGCUGGAUUCCUGGUCGCUGGAGCUUUGCCUGAGAACUCACCCGGUUGGUACUUCUGGAUCGCGGCUGUACUUUCGUUCGUCACUGCUAUCACGGCUUACCUGACUGUUCCCUAUGACAAGACGGACAGAAAAAAGCUCGACUUGCAAAUGGAUUGGGCUGGGGCGUUCCUCAUCACGGCUGGCUUGAUCCUGGUGUCGUACGCUUUGGCGGUAGAACCCUACGCCAACCAAGGAGACACCAGUAGAUCUGGCUGGACGUUCCCGAUGGUGCUUGCGCCACUCCUUACUGGUCUUGCAUGUCUAGGCGUCGCGUUCUGGGUGGAAGGCUGGUGGGCCAAAUGCCCUCUACUACCAUUCGACUUCUUCAAACCUAGAAGUACCAUCUCCUUUUCGCUUGCUUGUCUGUGCUUCUACGCAUCGUACGGCGUCUGGCUUUACGAGUCGGCAAACUUCUUCCAGAGCGAGAACGCGACAGGAGUUGAAGGCGGUGUUCGGGGAUUGACACUGGCAGCCUGGUACACCCCUACGGCAAUCGGUGGCCUCCUUCUCUGCGUCGUGGGCGGCGCGCUACUGCAUAUCGUUCCGACCAUGAUACUGCUUUUGAUCUCCGGUCUAGCCUGGAUCGCGGCGCCGCUCCUACUGGCUCUCUGCCCUUUGCCAGUGAGCUACUGGGCGUUCGUCAUGCCCUCAAUGGUUUGCGCUACUCUGGGAAUCGACCUGACAUUCACGAUUUCCAUCGUGUUUCUGUCUUCGGUGCAGCCGCUUCGGUAUCAAGGUCUUGCUGGCGCCGUGUCCUCAAUCCUGGUCAAUCUUGCAAUGUCGUUUUCGCUCUCGAUCUCUGAGAUUGUGUCGAAGUCGGCAGCGAGCGAUAUCGUAGUGCCGAAUAUUCCAGGCCCAGAUGCCGACGCUGCUUUGGCCAGACAGGAGACCUGGGGUUACCAAACAGCGUUCAUCUACGCUGCGGCAUCCGCUGGCCUUGGUCUCAUAAUCUGUGUCCUUUUCGUGCGGAUUUCACGAUCGGUGGUCCAGUCCAAACCGGUCGAGUCCAAACCGGUCGAUGAGGAGCGACCGCGGCCGUCCUCGGAGGCGUCGACGUCAGGGGAGGUAUGA